AUGUCGAUGUCGUCGAAGUCGCUCUUCUUGCUGAAAACACGUGACCUGAGCGUGCAGGAUCAUAGCAUGAACAUUGAAGUGAUGUUAGCGCCAAACAGAACAUAUUUGUUGAUGAACAAACACAAAACUCUGACAGCCAAAAGUAACAAACAGAAGGAUGAUGUAGAGAGACAACGAGACUCCUCCACACACUCGUAUGUCUCCGAGAAACGUCUCGUGGACCGUCGGAAUCAGGAGUUCUAUAUCAAAAGGGUCAACAUGUUUCUGAAUCAGUUACAACCCAGCGUGCGCACGACUGUCCUAGACAGGAAGUCGUUUUCUCCCAGUUUGAAUAAAAUACAGUAUGAAAAUAAACAGGCAUCAGAGGCAGUCCAAACGGCAAAGAAUAAGCCCAGAGUGAAAUCAGAGCCUCCCACACCUCGAGGUUCAAUCAAUUCAAGCUUCCCUCUGAUUCCCACUGACAGACGUCAAUCUAAGUCAUCUGUAGGCUUUCACGAGAGGGCGAAUGAUAAAGACAAUGUUACAAAACAGACCGACACUUACGGUCGUUCGAGGGUCUCUGUAAAAGGAAAUAGUCUAACCAUUCAGGGAAGUCGAUUUCAAAAUGAAACCAGAUCAAACGUAGAAGGUUGUAUCUCUCCCACCUCAGGAUACUUUCCCCCAGUGUCGCCGACUCACAAUAUCACUAGGGACGCUAUCACACCGGUCAAUCAGAUUCCAUCACCACAGCCGGUUACAAUGGACCGGAAGCGGACGAGUUCGUUACUACCGGAGAGAAAGAAAGUCAAGUUUGUACCGCCUAAGGACCAGAAUGGAUAUAAAAAGUGGGAAGAGACACAAAUGAAAGAAAAACGUAAAGUUAAAUAUCUAGAUAAAAAAAUUGAAAGAUUCAUGCUUGAUCAGAUAAGAUUCAACCAAGCCAACAGAAUAUCGCACUACGACCCCCAGAGGCGCGCUGCCAGCACCACGGAAGACAGUAAAUAUUCCAAUAAAGGUAAUCUUAUCGAGAUGUUUGACGCUUUUUGUCAAACAGGUGGUAAACAGCAAAUGCAUAAGCUUGUCAAGAUGGCCGCCAGAAUGAAAGUAAAGAAGAACACAAGCACAACCAGUACAUCGUUAGCUCCUUCCGUCGCGUCCUUCAAGAACUCUCAGACAUUUAAACACUUGAACCAAGUACUCGUGAGGUAG
Molecule: messenger RNA, 1188 nt
Organism: Ylistrum balloti
Lineage: Eukaryota; Metazoa; Mollusca; Bivalvia; Pectinida; Pectinidae
Exons: 1
Coding region: 1-1188 (395 amino acids)
Source: RefSeq, a predicted model, not a curated record